Molecule: messenger RNA, 2874 nt
Organism: Gavialis gangeticus (Gharial)
Lineage: Eukaryota; Metazoa; Chordata; Crocodylia; Gavialidae
Gene: UNC5A
Product: unc-5 netrin receptor A
Exons: 15
Biological process (GO): anterior/posterior axon guidance; netrin-activated signaling pathway
Cellular component (GO): membrane
Molecular function (GO): protein binding; netrin receptor activity
Source: RefSeq, a predicted model, not a curated record
GUGCUGCGGGCCCUGACGCCGCGUGUCCCCGCAGGCGCGCAGCAGAGCGCCACGGCCGCCAACCCCCUGCCCGGGGCCGCCUCGGACCUGCUGCCCCGCUUCCUGCUGGAGCCGGCCGACGUGUACAUCGUGAAGAACAAGCCCGUGAGCCUGGCCUGCCGGGCCACCCCCGCCACCCAGAUCUACUUCAAGUGCAACGGGGAGUGGGUGCACCAGGGCGACCACGUCACCCAGCACAGCACCGACCGUGGCUCCGGGCUGCCCGUGAUGGAGGUCCGCAUCGACAUCUCCCGGCAGCAGGUGGAGAAGAUCUUUGGGCUGGAGGAGUACUGGUGCCAGUGCGUUGCCUGGAGCUCCUCGGGCACCACCAAGAGCCAGAAGGCCUAUGUGCGCAUCGCCUACUUGCGGAAGAACUUUGAGCAGGAGCCGGCAGCCAAGGAGGUGCCGAUCGACCAGGGCAUUGUGCUGCCCUGCCGCCCCCCCGAGGGUAUCCCACCAGCCGAGGUGGAGGGGUUGCGCAACGAGGAGCUGGUGGACCCGGCGCUGGACGCCAACGUGGACGUGACGCCCGAGCACAGCCUGGUGCUGCGGCAGGCGCGCCUGGCUGACACGGCCAACUACACCUGCGUGGCCAAGAACAUCGUGGCGCGGCGCCGCAGCGCCUCCGCCGCCAUCACUGUCUAUGUGAACGGUGGCUGGUCGACGUGGACAGAGUGGUCGGCCUGCAGCGCCUCCUGCGGCCGCGGCUGGCAGAAGCGGAGCCGGAGCUGCACCAACCCGACGCCCCUCAACGGCGGGGCCACCUGCGAAGGCCAGAGCCUGCAGAAAAGUGCCUGCACCACCCUGUGCCCAGUGGAUGGCGGCUGGUCGGAGUGGAGCAAGUGGUCGGUGUGCGGCCUGGACUGCACGCACUGGCGCAGCCGCGAGUGCUCGGAGCCAGCACCUCGAAACGGCGGGCAGGAGUGCCAGGGCCCCGAGCUGGAGACCCGCAACUGCACCAGCGAGCUCUGCACCCACACCGCCUCGGGCCCCGAGGACGUGGCGCUGUACGUGGGGCUGAUUGCCGUGGCAGUGUGCCUGGUGCUGCUGCUGCUGGUGGGCGUCCUGGUGUACUGCCGCAAGAAGGAGGGGCUGGACGCCGACGUGGCCGACUCCUCCAUCCUCACUGCCGGCUUCCAGCCCGUCAGCAUCAAGCCCAGCAAGGCAGACAACUCCAACCUGCUCACCAUCCAGCCCGACCUCAGCACCACCACCAUGACCUACCAGGGCUCGCUGUGCCCGCGCCAGGAUGGGCCCGGCAAGUUCCAGCUGAGCAACGGGCACCUGCUGAGCGCGCUGGGCGCCGGGCGCCACACGCUGCACCACAGCUCGCCCAGCGCCGAGGGCGUGGACUUCGUGACGCGGCUCUCCACCCAGAGCUGCUUCCGCUCCCUGCCCCGCGGCACCGCCAACGUGGCCUAUGGCACCUUCAACUUCCUGGGGGGCCGGCUCAUGAUCCCCAACACGGGGAUCAGCCUGCUCAUCCCGCCCGAUGCCAUCCCCCGGGGCAAGAUCUACGAGGUUUACCUGACGCUGCACAAGCAGGAGGACGUGAGGCUGCCCCUGGCCGGCUGCCAGACCCUGCUGAGCCCCAUCGUGAGCUGCGGCCCCCCAGGCGUGCUGCUCACGCGCCCCGUCAUCCUGGCCAUGGGCCACUGCGUGGAGGCCAGCGCCGAGAACUGGAGCAUCCGCCUGAAGAAGCAGUCGUGCGAGGGCUCCUGGGAGGACGUGCUGCACCUGGGCGAGGAGCCGGCCUCCGAGCUGUACUACUGCCAGCUGGAGCCGCAGGCCUGCUACGUCUUCACGGAGCAGCUGGGCCGCUUCGCCCUGGUCGGCGAGUCGCUCAGCAUGGCGGCCUCCAAGCGCCUCAAGCUGGUGCUCUUCGCGCCCGCCUCCUGCAGCUCCCUGGAGUACAACAUCCGCGUGUACUGCCUCAGCGACACCCAGGACGUCCUCAAGGAGGUGAUCCAGCUGGAGAAGCAGAUGGGGGGGCAGCUGAUUGGGGCCCCCCGUGUCCUGCACUUCAAGGACAGUUACCACAACCUGCGCCUCUCCAUCCACGACAUGCCCAGCUCCCUGUGGAAGAGCAAGCUCCUGGCCAGCUACCAGGAGAUCCCCUUCUACCACAUCUGGAGUGGGCUGCAGCCCUACCUGCACUGCACCUUCACGCUGGAGCGCCUCAGCCCCAGCACCUGCGAGCUGGCCUGCAAGAUCUGGAUCUGGCAGGUGGAAGGCGACGGGCAGAGCUUCACCAUCAACCUCAACAUUGCCAAGGACACGAGGUUCUCGGACUGGCUGGCACCUGACGGCGAGGCCGGCCCCGCAGCCCUGGUGGGUCCCAGUGCCUUCAAGAUCCCCUUCCUCAUCCGCCAGAAGAUCAUCAGCAGCCUGGAUGCCCCCUGCGCCCGCGGAGCCGACUGGCGGACCCUGGCCCAGAAACUCAACCUAGACAGCCAUCUCAGCUUCUUCGCCUUGAAGCCCAGCCCCACGGCCAUGAUCCUGAACCUGUGGGAGGCGCGGCACUUCCCCAGCGGCAACCUGGCGCAGCUGGCAGCCGCGGUGGCCGAGGUGGGCAAGCAGGACAGCAGCCUCUUCGCCGUGUCGGAGGCCGAGUGCUGAGUGCGGGCCGGCGGGUGCUGUACAGCCCCUUCCCCGGCGCGGGUCGGCCCAGCACACGCGCCAGCCGGGGCAGGGCGGGGAGGGGGCUGCCCCAAAGCCACUAGCUCCGUCCCCGUCUGGGCCCUUCCUGCCCUGCCCCAGCCCUAGCCCUGGGGACCCUGGAGCCCAAGCCCAGCGCCCAAGUCUCCCCGGCGGCAGCAGAGCUCAGAAGCAGCG